AUGUCUUCUUUUGAGGAGUGUGGUGGUAACAAGUUUGGAUUUGACUGUGAACAGGUAUGUAUCGGAAAGAGAAAUAGACCUUAUUCAUGUAGAGGUUAUCAAUUCUGCUUACCAGACCCAUACGGAUGUAGUUGUGUUACAGGAUACACAGGUCUGGACUGUCUCACACCUUGUAUAGAAGGGACAUUUGGAGCAGGGUGUGCACAGGUAUGUCACUGUAAUAAUGGGACAUGCGACAUGUACACCGGAAAGUGCACUGGCAAUGAUACGACGUGUCAAUCACGGUGGACAGGAUCAAAUUGUCAAGAAUGUAAAACUGGUUAUUUUGGAGAAAACUGUGAAUUGGAAUGCACUAAAUGUACAUCAUGCCAUAGAUUGGGGUGCUUGGAAGGAUCAUGUUAUACUAAUUGGCUAAACCCCUAUUGCGAAGUCGGUAAGCAAUAA
This is a messenger RNA of Anneissia japonica, 444 nucleotides long. RefSeq names its product multiple epidermal growth factor-like domains protein 10. The transcript has 4 exons. NCBI's taxonomy places the organism in Eukaryota, Metazoa, Echinodermata, Crinoidea, Comatulida, Comatulidae. Bases 1 to 444 code for a protein of 147 amino acids. Gene Ontology annotation, molecular function: scavenger receptor activity. The record is from RefSeq and is a predicted model, not a curated record.